GGUCACAAAAUUCGCAAAUUUUCGAGCUACUGUUUCGCAGAUCUUGUUGGCACUCUAAGCUUCAGUUCCUGCACUUUAUUCGUCGUUAUUGCAUCUCCGAAUUUCGAUAAAAUUGUUCAGCGAAGGAUGGCUGACAGAAUUUGUUCCUGUAUUACGAUUAGCUGUUCUCGGCCAUUACUCACAGCUGCAUUUUUACUUUUAUUCCUCAUGAAUUUUGCUCUUGGAACUAAGGAAAUACCUGCCGAAAGUAACAACAAUAAACCUCAGCAGCAAGAUGCAGAAGCAAAGAUCAGAAGAGUUCCUCAGCCAUACGGCUUUGGGUUGGGCAAGAAAAGCGUAAGUGAAGAAAAUAAUGAAGGGUUGAAUGAUUUCGAAGAUGACAUCAUGGCUGCAAUCCAAGCAGAAGGGAUAUCUCACGAAAAAAAGCGUGAUGGAAAUUUUGAGCGGUUUGGAUUUGGCUUGGGAAAAAGAGCAGAGCCAAGCCGAUUCACAUUUGGACUUGGAAAAAGAGAACACAACCGCUUUCAGUUCGGCUUAGGUAAAAGAGAAGAUGAUCAUUCUAGGUUUGCUUUUGGUCUAGGAAAACGAGGUCCUGAAGAUAAUCGUUUCGCAUUUGGUCUUGGUAAAAGAGGCCCAGAAGACAAUCGCUUCGCUUUUGGAUUAGGUAAACGGGGACCAGAAGACCAACGAUUUGCUUUUGGGCUUGGCAAGAGGGCAGCAGAAGAUAAUCGUUUCGCUUUCGGUCUUGGUAAAAGAGAUUCGGAGGAAAAUCGCUUCGCUUUCGGUCUUGGAAAGCGAGGACCUGAAGAAAGUCGAUUCGCGUUUGGCCUUGGAAAGAGAGGACCAGAAGAAAAUCGAUUUGCUUUUGGUUUGGGCAAGAGGGGACCUGAAGAUAACCGUUUUGCGUUUGGUCUGGGAAAAAGAGAGUACGAGAAUCAUAAUGAAUUUGAUUUAGAGCCUGAGAAACGAAAUGAUGAUCAUAAUCGAUUUGCAUUUGGUCUUGGAAAGAGAGAUGACGACCGUAGUAGAUUUGCCUUCGGUUUAGGCAAAAAAAGCGAUGAACACAACCGCUUCGGAUUUGGUCUUGGCAAAAGAGCUGAAACUCAACAUGCAGAAGGUAUCUCUUCGACAGCACUUAACGAUAUUGAUGAAUAUAUCAAACGAAGAUUUUCUUUUGGUCUUGGCAAACGCUCUGUUGAUCCUGCAAUGGAAUUUAUGAAACUUCCAUAAAGUAUAUAGAGCACGUGGAAAGAAGAAAUGUUUGUUUAAGGUGGCUCACUAUGUAGGAUUUCAACUAUUUAUUUCAUCAUACAAAGUGAAAAUAUCCCAUGCUACUUCAGUUUUAUACAAAUACUUUAUUGAUGUUUUUCAAGGCAUUAAACAUAUGAGUCGUCAAUAUUACUUUAAAAAUAAUUUGUUUACAAAUGUUACCGUUUUUGUUUUGUUGUUAUACAAAAAUGUAUUUUUAAAAGUCUAUAAUUCCAAGGUGUUAGCCUGUAAAAAGUAUUAUUUUAUUUUUUAUGUAUAAAUAUUCAUUCUUCUUAACAUUCUGUGUAUCUUUUUAGUUUUAUCAACACAUUUACUCUUACACUCUAAAAUGAUAAAACAAGGAAGUAUGAAUGCAUUAUAUGUAUUUUUACACUUAAAGAGAGCAGUCCCUUGCAAUAGUUAAAAUAAAUGCAUCAAAAUUAACUACAGUCAUAUCUCCAUAGGAAAUUAACAUUUAAUGAAGAAAUCAUAUCAACUGUAUUUUGCUUAUAAAAUUUUCUUGUACAUAAAAAAGUCAAAAUUUAUACGUUUACAAAAAUUUAUAUACAUUUAUAAUUCAGAGAUAUAUUUUAGGGUUUUAAAAGAUUAUCUCUGGUGAUAUUUUAUAUAUUUUUUAAAAUGUAAUUUUUGUUUGUUUUUUAUUAUUAAUUACAUUUCGUUUUGUAUGUGGUUUGUCCUAUAUUUUUCAUAAUGAACAGAAUUCUCAAAAUAAAAUGAAUUGAAAAAUGUAAUUUAUUUUUUUUCAGAAUUUAUUUCACUAUUCAUACAGGCUGGAACCUGACUAUAGUCUGCAUUAUUCUACUUCACGUUAUCAUGUAUUACCAUAAAUAUGUAUUCUUUAAUGUAAAUUUAUUAUUUGUUGAUGAAAUUUCGCGGAUGUUGAUAAAAAUCCCAAUGGAUCAUUCUUUAUAAUGAUUAUGUAUAACGCAAGGUUAAAAAAAAUUAAAAAAUAUUAAGAACUUA
Stegodyphus dumicola is the source of this 2232-nucleotide messenger RNA. RefSeq names its product allatostatin A (gene AstA). The record is from RefSeq and is a predicted model, not a curated record. NCBI's taxonomy places the organism in Eukaryota, Metazoa, Arthropoda, Arachnida, Araneae, Eresidae. Gene Ontology annotation, molecular function: neuropeptide hormone activity.